This is a messenger RNA of Pisolithus orientalis, 459 nucleotides long. RefSeq lists its product as uncharacterized. The annotation marks the transcript as partial. The record is from RefSeq and is a predicted model, not a curated record. NCBI's taxonomy places the organism in Eukaryota, Fungi, Basidiomycota, Agaricomycetes, Boletales, Pisolithaceae. The transcript is spliced from 2 exons.
CAACCCGGUUUCCCGACGUAUGAAGAAUACAAACGCAUCGAAGCAGCGUACUUGGCGAACCUAGCUCCGCGCAAGCGUACCAAGGCACUGAUCACGCAGGCGACAUUUGAUCAGAUAUGGGAGGUACUAUGGCACCCAGGCUCGACCCGUGUUGGCACUCCGCAAUUUCGGUUCUGGGUGAGGAAGACGUUCCGAUUGGUGACUGUGCAGGGCGAAGGUGGUCGGGAUAAAGACUUGCCGCCUGUCGUGUUGCAUGACAAUCGGCCAGUAGCGAUCAUGGAACAGAUGUACGAAGUGCUUUGUUAUUGCCAUGGAUUAACAGAGCACGGCGGGAGGGAUAAGACGUGUGCGGCUAUCAGGAGGCACUAUUCGUGGGUGCCGAAAGAGCUCGUCGCGCAGUUCGUCAGGGGAUGUCCGACAUGUUUGGUGAAGAGGGCUGGGAAUUUGGCGUUGGCGGUA